UCCCCCGAACCCCGACCCGACCCGAACCCAGAAGACUACUCCGGGACUCACCCCCGUACGAACAACCCAGCCCUCCCCCCUCUACCCCGACGCCCACCCCCAUACAGGCAAAACCCCCUACCCGACCCCAAAACCCCGUCCCGACUAUUUUUUAGCAAAAACCAGACCCGGACCUCUAAGGCUUUACUCAAGCAAACCCCGAUCCCCGACGAUCCUGCCCACGAAGGCUCGGGGUGCUACCCUAGUUUAAAAAAUAAAUUUUUCACAGCGAAAUGCACAGAGCUUGUAAUGAAUGGGAAGAUAUACUUGUAGAAUAUCCCAACGAUUUAAUGGCACUUAAAUUUGCUCAUACUGGAUAUUUUUAUAUUGGAGAGCAUUUGGCUAUGAGAGACAGUAUUGCGAGAGUGAUUGAUAAAUGGGAUAAAGAGAGAUAUCCUGGUUAUAGUUAUCUACACGGGAUGUAUGCUUAUGGAUUAGAAGAAUCCGGGGAAUAUAUCGAAGCAGAAAAACAAGCAAGAAUAGGCCUACAAUUACAACGUCAAGAUGGCUGGUCUACCCAUGCUAUAGCUCACUGUAGGGAAAUGGCUAGCGAUUUCAAAAAUGGAAUUAAUUUUUUGGAAUCCACAGAGAAUGAUUGGAGUCAGUGUAAGCUGCUCCAUGGGCAUAAUUACUGGCAUAAUGCCCUCUUUUACAUUGAAAAGGGGGACUUUGAGACAGCUUUAACUAUUUAUGACAAUAAAUUAGCACCCAAAACCUCAAAAAAAUCCUUUACAAUAAUGGAAUUAAUAGAUGCUUCUUCCCUUUUGUCAAGACUUGAAUUGGAAAGAAUUAAUGUUGGUAGAGAACGUUGGGAAGGAUUGAUACCUUUAGUUGGGCCACAUAUUGGGGAUCAAAUAAUUGCUUUUAAUGAUGCACAUAUAGCUAUGGUGUUGAGUAAAUUGGAUGAUGAAGAUAUUGAUGGAAGGGGGAAUUUGGCUUAUUUACAUGCCAAAAAUAUAUCGAAUUUUGUGGGGGAUAAACAAAAUAUUGGAGAGAAUGCAAUAAUUAUGCGUGAUUUUGGGGAAAAAUUGUGUUCAUCAAUUAAUUUAUUUAAUAAAGAAAAAUAUGACCAAGCAUUUGAUGAUUUGUAUUCUAUCAAAUCACAAUUUUGUAGACUUAGUGGAAGCCAUGCUCAAGUAAUUUUUGAGUUUUUAGAAAAAUUUUUGGGGGUUUAA
Molecule: messenger RNA, 1214 nt
Organism: Meloidogyne enterolobii
Lineage: Eukaryota; Metazoa; Nematoda; Chromadorea; Rhabditida; Meloidogynidae
Source: the annotation of a GenBank genome assembly